Molecule: messenger RNA, 1657 nt
Organism: Saimiri boliviensis boliviensis (Bolivian squirrel monkey)
Lineage: Eukaryota; Metazoa; Chordata; Mammalia; Primates; Cebidae
Gene: TRIML2
Product: tripartite motif family like 2
Molecular function (GO): zinc ion binding; protein binding
Source: RefSeq, a predicted model, not a curated record
AAUACCCAGGAUUGCUACGAAGAAACAGGAAGCUGCCAGCGGUUGGUUGGAUUUGAGGAGUCUGGAGCACUGACCCACUCUGUCUGCAUGGACUGUUUCCGUGGAUCUUGUGGACUCUGAAGUUGCCAAGUGUGUGUGCCUGCUCCAGAAAACAAGCCACCAUUUUCCCACCCUUCAGAGUGCGGGGAAGUAUCUUACAGCAGAAGCAAACAGUCCAGUCUUCAACUAGGGACACCUACCAGGAUGUUCAAAAGGCUCAGCCCUCAGUCACAGCACUGCAUCGCAGAAGACGCCUAUUGUGAAACUCACCUGGAACAAACACAGCUGUUCUGUGAUACUGACCAGAUCACACUCUGCAGCAAAUGCGUCCAGUCCGAGGACCAUCAGCAUCACAGGGUGUGUGGGAUACAAGAAGCUGCUGAGAAUUAUGGGAAGUUAUUCCAGGAAACACUGAACACACUGAGGGAGAAGCUUGAAGCAGCUAAAAGCAUACUGACUGAUGAGCAAGAAAGAAUGGUGAUGAUUCAGGAAGAGGAACAAAAUUUUAAAAAGAUGAUUGAGUCUGAGUAUAAUAUGAGACUCCGGUUGUUGAAUGAAGAGCGUGAGCUGAAUCCCCACGGACGGCAAGGGUGCAUAGCUGACUUGAACUUGAGAGAAGCUCGUCUGAAUCAAGUGAUGAAGCUUGCCACAGAGCUAGAGGAGAAGUUCCAGGAAAUGUUACAGAGACUGGGCCACGUGGGGAGAGAGAACAUGAAGAAGCUGAAGGAGAGCGAAGCCAGGGUUUCUGAGCACAUCUGCAGCCUGCAGGUGCUCACCGCGGAGCUUGAGAAGAAGUGUGGGGACAGCACCUUAGCGUUGCUCAAGAAUGCAAAGUACUCUUUGGAAAGGAGCAACUCACUGCUACUUGAGAAUCUAGAACCUGCUCACAUCACAGACCUGAGUUUAUGCCACAUAAGAGGACUGAGCAGCAUGUUCAAAGUAUUCCAAAGACAUUUAACUUUCGAUCCUGAAACAGCCCAUCCCUGCCUGGCCCUGUCUGAGGACCUGAGAACUGUGAGAUUGAGAAAUUCCCAGCAGGAUGCACCUGGCAGCCCAGAAAGACUGAACUUCAGUGCCAUGGUGCUGGGCACGGAACGCUUCACCUCGGGGAGACACUAUUGGGAGGUGCACGUGGAAAAGGCGGCCAGCUGGCAGGUGGGCAUAUCCUACCAUGCCACAGACGGAUGGGGCAGCUCGCCCAGAGCCUCUGGAGAGAAAGUCCUACUCACAGGGUCGGUGAUGGCCGCGGAGCCGACGCUCUGGGUCUUUCCCCCGUUGAAAAGGGUCUUUCUGGAAAAGCAGUUGCAUACAGUUGGAGUUUUCCUUGACUACGAAUAUGGGCAGAUAUCAUUCUACAAUGUGACAGAGAGCUCCCUCAUUUAUAAUUUCUCCCACCUCACCUUCCAAGGAGUUCUCAGGCCUGUGUUUUCCCUUUGUAUCCCAAACGGAGACACAAGUUCAGACUCCCUCACCAUCUCCCCCUAGGACGGUCCUUCUUGCGAUGCCACCGUUAGCCCUUAAUCUUGUACCUGCAGAAUCCAAGACCACGAGAGACCAGAGAGUUUGAGAACAAGACUUUGAAAGAAUGUUUGUAAACUAACCCAAUAAAGAGUGUGUU